Molecule: messenger RNA, 1384 nt
Organism: Lottia gigantea (owl limpet)
Lineage: Eukaryota; Metazoa; Mollusca; Gastropoda; Lottiidae
Exons: 2
Molecular function (GO): metalloendopeptidase activity; zinc ion binding
Source: RefSeq, a predicted model, not a curated record
AUGGAUGAACUGAAAUUCGGAUAUGGUUGCAAAAUGCUAUUAGUAAUUAUAGUGAUGAUAGAAGUAUUAGAUAUUUGUAAAGGGAACCAAUGUUUUAAUCCAGACACUGUUUCUGAUGUACAUAUGAGCUCUAGAUUUGAUUCUGAAGAUUUUCUAGUCCAGGCUUCAAUAGGACCUGUUGAUUGUAUUAGAACAUGCAAAUCAUGUGGAUUAUGUAAGUUUGUGAAUUUUAACAAAAGGACUCUAGAUUGCUCACUCCUGGCAGUAGAAGGUCAGUUGAUCACUGACAAUGAUUAUAUUUCUAUAGAGUCUUAUAAAUGGAAUGAUAACAUGAUGGGUGUAUGUAAAGAUCAUAACUGUCCUUAUAAUACAUUGUGUGUGGUAGAAGAUGAUAACUAUACCUGUAUACCAUUAGGGUGUGGAAUACCACAAACAGAUAAUAUCAAUGUCACUUCCUCCAACAGUAAGUUAUUGUGGAAUUAUGGAGAAGUUGUAGAGUAUGCUUGUGAACAAGGCUUUUUUACCCGCACUAAUGCUACUUGCUUGAGUACAGGCCAAUGGAGUGACUUUCAGUGUACUGCUUUUUCUAAAUGUGAUGAUAAUUCAGUCUGUGGUCCACGAGAAGAGAAGUUUUACUGGCUCCUCCUGAUUGCUACUGAGACUCGACAGAAGGUCCAUUGUAAAAACGCAAUUGGCCCUUCAAUAUUACUAGCAGAAUACAACAUGGCAUCAACUCCUGCAUACAAAAGAACUGCUGGAUCAUGUGACUUGAUUCCUGAACCAGAGCCACAGGCGCAUGAUAUGGGUUAUACAGAUUAUCAAAUGACAAGAGUAAUACUGAAUCCUCUGAAGAUAAAUAGUCCAGGGUCUAGUAAUACCACGUACAGUCUUCAGGACUUUGGAAAAGCCGGGGAUUGCUAUGCUGGAGACAACAGUAGUGAAUGUGGUGUCAUUGGAAGAUUUAUUAUCAAUACUCGUAACACUGGCUACAAAGUUAAAACAUCAGUUAAAUGGAAAACUUGGGACACUGUUUCUGAUGUACAUAUGAGCUCUAGAUUUGAUUCUGAAGAUUUUCUAGUCCAGGCUUCAAUAGGACCUGUUGAUUGUAUUAGAACAUGCAAAUCAUGUGGAUUAUGUAAGUUUGUGAAUUUUAACAAAAGGACUCUAGAUUGCUCACUCCUGGCAGUAGAAGGUCAGUUGAUCACUGACAAUGAUUAUAUUUCUAUAGAGUCUUAUAAAUGGAAUGAUAACAUGAUGGGUGUAUGUAAAGAUCAUAACUGUCCUUAUAAUACAUUGUGUGUGGUAGAAGAUGAUAACUAUACCUGUAUACCAUUAGGGUGUGGAAUACCACAAACAGAUAAUAUCAAUGUCACUUCCUCCAACA